Messenger RNA from Boeremia exigua, 1548 nucleotides. Its product is annotated as kinase-like domain-containing protein. Bases 170 to 1444 code for a protein of 424 amino acids. NCBI's taxonomy places the organism in Eukaryota, Fungi, Ascomycota, Dothideomycetes, Pleosporales, Didymellaceae. The record is from RefSeq and is a predicted model, not a curated record. The transcript has a single exon.
CUCAACACUAGAAUUGCCUGCCGGCGACUGCACAAGACACAAACUUCUUCCCAUCCCAUUCAAACGACACGAAAUACGUAAGGUCGCUCUCCAUAGACCUGCAUCUAUUGCGGCCCUUCACGAGCAAGCAGAGGUUUGUACUCAUCAGGGAAGUGAAUACCGAGCAACCAUGCCAAACCAGGAUGGGUUGGAAUGGGUCGAGAAGACGUUUGGCCUGGAGCCGCGUUGGACAAAAGAACCAGAUGUCAACAUUAUAGCAUCUAUCGCGCGCGCGCACCUGGGCUGUGACGAAGAAGCAUUGCCAAAUAUCAGCUUCUACGCUCAAGGUGCUUUCAACAAGCUCUACAAGGUCUCGACUGUAGACACGACCUGUUUGAUGCGCGUCAGUCUCCCCGUUGAUCCGCGUUACAAAACUGAGAGCGAGGUUGCCACGAUUGAGUUUGUGCGACAAAAGACUUCAUUGCCUGUCCCACAUAUCAUCGCAUUCGAUUCUCACAACGAGAACGAGCUAGGGUUCGAGUGGAUUUUGAUGGAAAUGAUGCCUGGCAUCACUUUGCGCAAAGGCUGGCGGAAGAUGUCAUGGGACGCCAAAGAGAACAUCGUCAAAUGUCUUGUCGAGAACCACGCGCGACUGUUCGAACACCGCUUGCACAGGAUUGGGAACAUCUUCAAUUCAGAAAAGCAAGCAAGCUCAACUUCCUUCACCCUUGACCGCAUGGUAUCUCUUAUCUUCUUUUGGGGCGACCACCUUACACACGAUGUUUCUCGUGGGCCGUUCACGUCAAGCCACGACUGGCUGAAGGCACGUUUACAGCUCGUUCUCACUGAUCAGCAGCGCAUCCUCGAUUCCACCUGUGAUGAAGAUGAGAUCGAAGAUGCCGAGGCCGCGCUAGAUCUGUCAAAGAGGCUGCUCGACAUCCUUCCCACCAUCUUUCUGCCCAAUGACAGCUCUAGCGAGCCAAGCAUGCUCUUCCACGACGAUCUAUCGAUGCAGAAUAUCAUGGUCGAUGAUAACGGACAGCUGACAGCAGUCAUCGAUUGGGAGUGCGUGUCUGCUAUGCCACUGUGGAGGGCUUGUCAAGUGCCCGCGCUGCUUGAUCAGCGGACCCGGGAAAAGAAGCCCGACAAGGAGACGUACGCCGCUGAUUCAGACGAGGUAGACGCGACAGAUCAUGACGGGCUUGACAAUGAGGGAAUGGCGGAUCUCUACUGGGAACAUCUUCUGGAGUAUGAGAUGACGCAGCUGCGCAAGCUGUUCCUCACUGAGAUGCAGAAAACACAGCCCGAGUGGGUCGCCAUCAUGAGGGACAACCGCCUCAAGGCAGACUUCGAGAUGGCUGUGCACAAUUGCGACAGUGGGUUGGCGUUUAAGAUAAUCAAGCGUUGGAUCGACGCGUUAGUGCUUGGAGAUGUUCGAAGCCUAAGCGCCGAGUUCAACAAAUAGUCACUCCUACGGAUCGCAUGACAACGGGAGAAAUCCACAAAACAUUUGCUGCACGCCACGCCGCAUUCCGAGCUACCAGUAGAGAUGAGGGGAUGUCCGGUGAA